Molecule: messenger RNA, 2153 nt
Organism: Cuscuta europaea
Lineage: Eukaryota; Viridiplantae; Streptophyta; Magnoliopsida; Solanales; Convolvulaceae
Source: the annotation of a GenBank genome assembly
CCAUGAACAAAAAGGCUCUCUAUGUGUUUCUGUAACUACCAUCCUUCUUCAUUUUCUCUUAGCAAAUCCUAACUUCGGAUCUUCCACCUCGUGCCUCAAUGACAAUCGCGUCAAUUUCGUUUCCCCGGCAACCUGCGGGGCCUUAUAAGUUUUCGCCUUCCACGGCCUCAGGCUUGCAGCGGAGGUACUUAUCAUCAUCCCCCGCCAUUAAUAUCGCAGCUCGUCGAUACAAUCAGAGCUUGGACAACGUUACUAGGAAAGUCCCGCACCAGAAUAUGAACCUCCUCAAGGCUCGCGAGGAUUUCAAGCGAUUUUCGUCUCCCGCUUCCGUUCUCUGUCACGAAGACAAGCUGAACCUGUCUCAGGACCAAGCGGUAGGGACGGUUUCUGCUUCGCAAGCAAACUUCAUGCGUGUUAUAGUGCAAUCACUUCCUUCUGAAGUUUGUACUAUUUCUGAAUUGACUGAAGGUUCCGGUGGCACUCCAGGAGUUGUGGUGGAGCUUUUGUGUGUGGUGAAGGCGGUGUUGAAGAAGAUCAAGAGAAGAGUGAUGGUUGGGGAUAAAGUUCUUGUUGGUUCUAUUGAUUGGGUUGAUAGACGAGGAAUGAUAGAGAAUGUGUUCCGGAGGAAGUGCGAGAUUUCAGACCCUCCUGUGGCGAAUGCUGAUCAUUUGCUAGUGUUAUUUUCCUUGGAGCAACCUAAACUUGAGGCCUUCUCCCUCACUAGAUUCCUUAUUGAGGCUGAGUCAAGUGAAAUUCCUUUCACCCUUGCAUUAAACAAGUGUGAACUUGUUCCUGAAGAGACAUUGGCUGCAUGGAGAUGUAGGCUUCACAAAUGGGGCUAUGAACCUAUCUUUUGCAGUGCUAAGUUGAUGCUUGGAAUUGAUGCUUUGCAGUUCAUUAUGAGAGAAAGGACCUCAGUAAUUGUGGGACCUAGUGGUGUUGGAAAAUCUAGUCUCAUUAAUGUGAUGAGAAUCAAUAAAUGUGGUAUCUCUGGUGCUGCCGACGGAGGCAUAGGUUUCUCUCAUCCACAAAGUGUUGGGGAAGUGUCCACCAGAAGUGGAAGGGGGAAGCAUACAACCAGGAACAUUUCCUUACUUCCAAUAUCUGGAGGAGGGUAUAUUGCUGAUACUCCUGGAUUUAACCAGCCUAGUUUGACUAAAGUGACAAAGCAGUCCCUUGCUCAAAGUUUUCCUGAGAUCCUAAAAAGGCUUGAAGACAAAGAACCUUUGAAGUGUUCUUUCAGCAAUUGCUUGCAUCUCGGCGAACCAGGGUGUGUUGUUGGUGGAGACUGGGAAAGAUACCCAUACUACCUUCGGUUGCUUGAUGAUAUUAGAAUCAGAGAGGAAAUUCAACUUCGGGUUAUAGGGACUAAACAAGAAAGUGAUGUCAGGUAUAAAGCACGAGAUAGAGGUGUUAUGCACGCCGAACCAAGGUUAGAACCCAAGAAACACAGGAGACAAUCCCGUAAGGAGGUGAACCAAUCAGUAUUGGACAAGCUGAAUGAACUUGAAGAUGAUGAAGACACCACAAAUGGAUUGUGACAUGCCAACAUUAUCAAGGGAAAUGAAUCAAUGAUACUACAAAAAAGUAAUGGUAACGAGACAUUAAAUAUGGACAUUCUGAGCAGUACCCAUUUAUUGGUUGAUGAUCACCAUCAUCCAUUGAAUGUGUCAUAUUUAAUGUUUCUCUAUGAUGUUCAUAUUUAAUGUCCGCUAACAUUAGUCAACAGCAAACUAACUCGUCAUGGAAGUUACCGUGAAUAAGUAGCGAGUGUGUGUUUGUCGAGGGGUAAAUGAAAUCGUUGAGUUUUAGAGGCCAGGAGUAUGUAGAUGUGACAGACUAUCACCACUGAAGAGGCUAAAUAGUUGAAGCUGCAUGACAAUAUUGAUUAGUUUGUUGUGGCUUCCAUUGUUCUUCCCUAAGUUUUUUACAUAGCCUGGACUCAUUGAAAGAAAAAAGAGAUGCAAAAUGUAACAUUGUGAAUAGAACAACCCUAGUGUGGUAGAUGAUCUUUGAGAAUUGCAGUCAUCUUGUCCUGGAGAGUUCAUGUUCAUGUGGGUAAUAUUUUUGAAGGCCUAAUGGUAAAUAUUCGGAUCCUUCACAGAUUGUCUGUGAUUUUGGCCAAUUCUGUAAAAAUUAGUCGUAACUUUGGC